Molecule: messenger RNA, 965 nt
Organism: Pisolithus orientalis
Lineage: Eukaryota; Fungi; Basidiomycota; Agaricomycetes; Boletales; Pisolithaceae
Exons: 1
Coding region: 224-721 (165 amino acids)
Source: RefSeq, a predicted model, not a curated record
UAUUGUCAUGAAGUAGGCAAACCAAAGACUCUACCCCUCAGGACGGUCUGGCACCACCAGCGUCUCCCACUCCACCUUGUCUUGCGAAGAUCACCUUUCCGUCUUCGAGAUAUCCGACUUUUCAUGCUUUUUUUGCAAGCUACAACACUCAAAGAUGAGUGCUGAGAGUUGCGCCCGACUUCCAUUGACGAGGUUUCAGUGGUCCAUUUGCACUUGCUAGAGGAUGGACCGCAGCAACUGGUCUGGGUACAGGAAUCAUCCAUCGACAAUUCCCUCCACACCCCCGAGUAUAGCUGAAGUCGCCGAUUUCGUCGAUUGGCUGGUUGCUGAAAAGCAUGUCACACAUCCCGACGGGCACACCGUUCUGUUUGAAGACGACAAGUCUGGCCCAGUUUCUCUCGUCUAUCGCACUCCCGACGCUAAUGUUAUCGCCGUCGCCAACCAUGGUUCUGCACAUAUCCCGUCUAUUCAUCUGUCUCAGCUCUGGAAAGCUGCCCACCCAUCCCUGCAACCCCUGCAUCGUACUUCCCCGUUCCGGAGGUCGCAAUCGAGUGCCGCUGGGUCUACCCCUGCUUGCUGUAGCGAUCACCAGUGUAAUACUGUGUCCUUCUCAACUCCUUCACAUGAAUACAAACACUUGCGUUUCCGUCGUCGAAAGUCCUUCCACGCACAAGGUUCUCCUGCAGCAACUCUUCGAAUGUAUGUCCUUUGUCUGGGUUAGCUGACCAGAUGCUUUCAGUUGCUGAGCCCAUGUGCCACAACAAUGGUAAGUGAGAUCCGUUGCCGUCCCGAAGAUACGCACAAACAUGUCGUGACAGACCUGGAUACAAACUCAUCCAGGUUCGCUCGAUCCGUAAGGUCCAGGUGCGGCUCUUGAGUUCGCUGCGUUACUCCAUACUGUCGUUUUCGAUUCGCCUGCAGGUGUUAAUUUAGAGAAUCUGGGAUGAACAUUUUCAUCGAGCACG